CGAGCCUAUAAAGCAACGGACCAGUUUAUGCGCAUUGUCAGUCGGUGUGUGACUUAGCGACGACGAUUACACUCAAAAGGAUCGUUACAGCAGGAAGUUGUUGAAAGAAAGAAUAAAAUACAAUUGUUGAAGUGGAGGAAUUGAGUUAACGCUGUGCGUACAAACGAGUUCCUGUGUAUGUGUUAAACGAGCGCUAAAUUUUCUUUGAAAACUAUUUUUGUUCAUUCAAAAAAAAACAAAACAGAGAAACGAUGAAAUAAUUUAUGAAAACUGUUAUUGUGUAUUAAAAUAAAGCCCUCCCGUGUGUAAAAUAAAUACGAAAUAUUACGAAAGUGAAGUUGUGACGCUAAAUUUUGUGCGAACAAUUGAGAACAACAGAGAGACACAACGCUGAGCGUUUGAAGCGGAAGAUUUUCAAGCAGCGGAAUUUACAAAAUCCUCCUACAAAAACUAUGAAUGAACGCGCCGAAACGGUGCCAGAUGUCCUUGUUAAUGGUCAAUCGAAUGGCAGUGUUAUAUCGAAUGCAGGCGAUGGGAAUGCGGGCAUUCUCACACAACACAACAACAAUAGCAAUAGCAAUCUUAAUAAUAGCAACAGCACAAAUGGUUUGAAUCAUAAUAAUUCGGGCAUUGCAGUACCCAUACCGAUUGUGCCCAAUGCAGAGAUCUCAGUUAUAAAUACAACGCCAAUGCCGGUCAAUCAUUUCGGCAAUAGCGGCAGCUAUAAGAAUACCAUUGUUAUCGAUAAUCAGCCGAAGCGUAAAGUUAGCAUUGUAUCGGAUCCGGCGAGUGAGGCGCGCAGCAUUGGCGCUUAUGAUAAUCCAGCUUAUGAACAAAAUCCACAUCGUAAAAUAUCACAGACUUCCACACAUUCACACACAGAAUUUGGACCCACACGACGAAAGAGUAUUUUGGUGAAUUCAUCAACCAAUGUAUUAGCACCGUUACCCCUACCGAAUGCGCAUGAUAAUGAAUCCGAUCGAGGAUCACUACACAGCUAUGGCGACAACAGUCGACCCUAUAGAUCAUCAGCGCUCGACAAUUUGAAUGCGAAAAUCUAUCAGCACCAACAAGAGCAAGCUCUCUAUGGACAUGGCAAUAAGUUGGAGGAAUCUUGGAUUUAUUCAUUUUGCUUGAAAUGUCAUGGCGAAGAGAAUCGACCGUCUUGGGAGCCACCCUAUUGGCAGAAAAUUUGUCCCUAUCCAUUGUGUCCAUCAUUUCGACAAUUUGCACGUCUACUUGUGCUCAUAUUGAUCGGCGUGCUCAUCUGGUUCACCGCUUACAUAAUCAUCGGCGAUUCAGCUGCACCAGGAGGUCAACUCUUCAAUUUGGUCGUACUGACGGUGGCGGCCAAUUUCGGCGGUUGGCUAAUAUCACUGACGACAUUGCCGCGCCUCAUUGGUAUGCUGCUCGUGGGCAUACUGUUUCAGAACGUUGGCUGGGUCCACUUGGAUGGCGAUUUCUCACACGUCACCUCACAUUUACGCAAAUUCGCACUCACCAUUAUACUUAUUCGAGCUGGACUCGAAAUGGAACCGGAAGCAUUUCGUAAGGUCUACAAAACGAUAUUGAAACUCGGCGUCAUUCCAUGGUUCAUGGAAGCUGUCGCCAUUUCGCUCACAACACAUUUUCUCUUGGAUUUACCGUGGAUAUGGUCAUUCCUCUUGGGUUCGGUUAUUGCUGCCGUCUCGCCAGCCGUUGUGGUGCCGUGUCUCUUCCGUUUGCGCUCAAAGGGUUAUGGUGUGGCCAAGGGUAUACCCACAUUGAUUAUUGCCGUCUCGGGUAUCGAUGAUGCGCUUUCGGUGGCACUCUUCGGUAUUAUCAGCAGCGUAAUGUUCUCGGAUCGUGGUUUGGCCUUUCAAAUAUCACAAGCGCCAAUUUGUAUUAUUGGCGGUUUGGCAUUCGGUGUCAUCUGGGGUUAUAUGGCGAGAUUCUUUCCCGAGAAGGGUGAUGAAUAUGUUGUGCCAUUGCGUGCUAUACUUCUAUUCACCGGUGGUUUAGUGGCGAUUUACGGCAGUGAUCGUUUGGAAUAUGAAGGCGCCGGACCGUUGGCUGUCGUCUUUGCGGCAUUCACAUCGAACCUCUUCUGGUGCAAACAAGGCUGGGAGGUGGACGAUAAUCCGGUAGGGACAGCAUUCGAAAUUAUUUGGAUGAUAUUCGAGCCGAUAUUGUUUGGCAUCACCGGUGCAACGAUUAAGAUAAACGAGCUGGACGGUGAUGUCUUCUACAUCGGCGUUGCCUGCAUUGUCGUUUCCUCCGUUAUACGCAUACUCUGCACCGCCGGCAUCGCUUUCGGUGAUCGACUCAACACGAAAGAGAAAUUCUUUGUCGCCAUCUCAUGGAUGUCAAAGGCCACCGUACAGGCCGCACUCGCACCGGUCGCACUACGCAACUUAGGACCCGAUGCCACGGAGGCUGAGAAGCGUUAUGCCUACAUAGUGCAGACACUUUGUGUCUUAAGUAUUGUGUUGACAGCGCCAUUGGGCGCCAUCUUGAUUACACUCAGCGGUCCACGCUUGCUGACACGCACCAAACAGCCGCAAGUAUUGGAGGGCUGGCGCCGCAGUCAUCGGCCAUCCAUUCGUGACAUUAGUAUUAUUGACGAGGAGGAGGAGCGCGAGGAUCCGGAAUUACCGGCAGAUAAAACCACCGCCGACAAUACACAAUCGAAUGCACACAUCAACAAUAUUGGCUAUGGUCAUUAGCCUACGACUACGACACACCCAUCCACCCAAAAUACAUAUAUACAAAUACACACAUACAUACGAGCUACUAUAUGCAGUGCAGUGCAGCAACAACUUUUUCACUUGGUUGCUUGACAGUAGCCAAAAGAAAUAGAAAUCGAAAAUAAAAAUAUUAUGAAAUGACUUUGUUGUUGUUGUUGCACAGCGUGUCAUUACGUUUACGUGAUUUCGUUGCUGAAUAAAUAAUGUACGAAUAUGUUGAAAUAGUAUUAAGUGAAAGCGCCAUCGGCAGGAUAUGUGAAUAUCUAUUCUACAGAUACUACCAUGCCUACCUACCGCCCAUAAUUCUUUUUUUUUUGUUCGUUUGCUUUUGUUUGUUUGUUCGCUUAGUGUUUUGCUCCUAAUUGUUUAUAAAUUAUAAAUUGAUUGAUUAAAGAUACUAUAUAUAUAAUUAAUUAUUGAUACAAAAAUAAAUAUUCAAACGAAUAAAGUCUGUGCUGAAAUUUAAA
Molecule: messenger RNA, 3193 nt
Organism: Zeugodacus cucurbitae (melon fly)
Lineage: Eukaryota; Metazoa; Arthropoda; Insecta; Diptera; Tephritidae
Gene: Nha1
Product: sodium/hydrogen exchanger 9B1
Exons: 8
Coding region: 453-2705 (750 amino acids)
Biological process (GO): proton transmembrane transport
Cellular component (GO): membrane
Molecular function (GO): antiporter activity
Source: RefSeq, a predicted model, not a curated record